Parastagonospora nodorum SN15 is the source of this 201-nucleotide messenger RNA. RefSeq lists its product as hypothetical. NCBI's taxonomy places the organism in Eukaryota, Fungi, Ascomycota, Dothideomycetes, Pleosporales, Phaeosphaeriaceae. The transcript is spliced from 2 exons. Bases 1 to 201 code for a protein of 66 amino acids. The record is from RefSeq and is a predicted model, not a curated record.
AUGGCUGGUAUAGAUCACUUGACACUUUCAUUUUACUCACCCAACCUUUUGUACACCAUCCCAGUCGCCUGCUACCCAACCGCCAACAAAACAAACGAAUCCGCAAUCCCUCACAACCACACCUGCGCUAUCCCAACUGAUCCAAGCGUCACCCUCGAGCACCACUUCCUUGUGCGUGCAGACGAUUUCAGCCGCGAUUAG